AUGCUAGCCCGGUGUUGCGGUUGCCUGGCAGAAAGAAGUCUAUAUCAAGUUUUGGGAAUUCUCGAGUUACUGACCGGUGCCGAGGCCUCGCAAUCCCCGGAGCCCCAAGGUAGCCUGGAAUUGUCAUUAGCACAAUUUGGAAUUUGCACUCCAAACAAAUCCCUCUUGGACUGGCCAGACAAGUUUUUUAUGAGCCGUCGAGUGGAUUGCAGCAAAGAUGGACCUGCUACAACCGAUUGGAAUUGCACAAUUUGUCUUCCGGCUGGCUCGAGCCUCUUUUCGCCCCGUCAACGUGGUAAUGCUGAUCUUGGCCAUCUACCAAGCGGUCUUCAUCGAUGGUCAACUCGACCUGGAAAAGCUUCUCCAAUAUCCGGCCUUCGAUUUGGUGUUGGCGUUCAUUUAUUUCAGCAUACAACUGACGUUGACACCGUGCAACUGUGGAAAAGUCACCUCCACGAUAACCGCCGUGAUGCUGUCCAUUUCUCUGAGUUCGACAAUCGUUUUCUUGGUCACAGAAUUCAUUACGCCUCAGGUUCUGCAGCAAGUACUCCUAAACAUGCCGAACAAUCGGAUAUGGUUCAAGACUGCAAAUCUGUGAUUGGCCGAAGGGCUAGUGAGACGUGGUUUGAGACGGCAUUUCUGCAUUGGAGCUGUUGA
Molecule: messenger RNA, 657 nt
Organism: Protopolystoma xenopodis
Lineage: Eukaryota; Metazoa; Platyhelminthes; Monogenea; Polystomatidea; Polystomatidae
Source: the annotation of a GenBank genome assembly